AUGAGUGCCAAGAUGCGUUUUUCGAUGGAAGCAAUACUGUGCAAUCAUUUGGAAGAUAACGAAGAAAGUAAACGGCGCAAACGUCCACACGAAAAUGACUCGAAAAGAUGCAAAGAAUUAAAUGAUACAAAUUUACGAGUAAGCAAAAAACUCUUUCAUACGAAGUUCCAGGUGAGUACAAGUCCUGAUCCACCAGAAAGUUCAUCACUAAAUGCCUCCAGAAAUAAAGUUAUGCUUCUACAAUCUUCAACCACGCAACAAUUGCAUUUAGUUGAAAAUAAUUUUUACAGUGAAGAACAUAUCAGUGAUAAUAAUAAUGUAUGCUUGGUAAAUAUUGAAAAACAUUUUAAUAUAAAAAUGGCUAAAUAA
Thelazia callipaeda (thelaziosis nematode) is the source of this 369-nucleotide messenger RNA. The record is from the annotation of a GenBank genome assembly. NCBI's taxonomy places the organism in Eukaryota, Metazoa, Nematoda, Chromadorea, Rhabditida, Thelaziidae.